CACCGGUCAUGUUUCCCUGCUGAACUGCACUGCCGUUGUAAACACCAGCAACGAGUCACUAACUGACAAGAACCCAGUGUCUGACAGCAUCCAUCAGCUGGCCGGGCCCGAGCUGAGAGACGAGCUCCUGAAACUCAAAGGAUGUCGGACGGGAGAGGCAAAGCUGACCAAAGGCUUCAACCUGGCAGCGCGAUUCAUCAUCCACACUGUGGGACCGAAAUACAAAGCCAAGUACCGAACAGCRGCAGAGAGCUCGCUCUACAGCUGCUACAGGAACAUCAUGCAGCUGGCUGCAGAGCAGUCGAUGACGUCUGUUGGCUUCUGUGUGGUGACCACAACAAAAAGAGCUUAUCCACUCGAGGACGCUACACACAUUGCUUUCAGAACWGUGCGCAGGUUUUUGGAGAACCAUGGAAACAGCAUUGAGACGGUGGUGUUCACAGUGUCUGAGGCAGAGGAGCCUGUGUACAAUAAGUUACUUCCUCUGUACUUCCCUCGCUCUGACGAAGAAGAGAAGUUCUGCCUUCCUCUCAUCCCAGCUGACAUUGGCAACUCUGAGGGGGAACCCGUCGUCCCAGAAAGACAGAUCCGCAUCACUGAGAAACCAGGCAGCCUGGAAGAUGAAUAUGAGGAAGAGAGCCUGGAACUGGAUUUGGGUCAAGUGGGAACUCACGCCUUUGCUCGGAUGGAGGGCGAUGUGGACAAACAGAGGAAGCUAAUCCUUCAGGGUCAGAUGUCGGAGGCAGCCAUGCAGAAACAACACCAGAGGAACUAUAGUCGAUGGUUGUGUCGAGCGCGAGCAGAGGAUCUAUCAGACAUCGCUGCCCUGAAGGCUUUAUAUCAGACUGGUGUGGAUAUGUGUGGCAGGACCGUGAUGGUUGUGGUUGGACGAAACAUCCCYGUGACCCUCAUUGAUCUCGAAAAGGCUCUGUUGUAUUUUAUCCAUGUGAUGGAUCACAUUACAGUGAAGGAGUACGUGAUGGUUUACUUCCACACCCUGACCGGAGAGCACAACCACCUGAACUCCGACUUCCUCAAAAACCUCUAUGACAUCGUCGACAUGAAGUACAAGAGGAAUUUGAAGGCCUUCUAUUUUGUCCAUCCAGCAUUUCGCUCAAAG
Messenger RNA from Austrofundulus limnaeus, 1120 nucleotides. It is a transcript of the gene gdap2, whose product is annotated as ganglioside induced differentiation associated protein 2. The record is from RefSeq and is a predicted model, not a curated record. Lineage: Eukaryota; Metazoa; Chordata; Actinopteri; Cyprinodontiformes; Rivulidae.